Caenorhabditis sp. 36 PRJEB53466 is the source of this 2185-nucleotide messenger RNA. The record is from the annotation of a GenBank genome assembly. NCBI's taxonomy places the organism in Eukaryota, Metazoa, Nematoda, Chromadorea, Rhabditida, Rhabditidae.
AUGGUCACCACGACAAACUCAUUUUUGUCGAUUCUGGCAGCCACUGCGGUUGUGGUUGUAGUUGUCGGGCAGAGCAACGAGGUUACGGUACCUGCCGUGAGAGUCGUGCGGCUUCAGGUCGAUUAUCGGAAUGCUUCGAUUCAGGACUUGCAAAAGAUUCACAAGUGAGUAGAUUUAGUCACGAAGUGUGUAAAAAACGACUGUUUCAGAUGGAAUGCAAUUAUGAGAAACAGUGUGCUUGCAUCGCUCAAAUUCAUCAACAAGCACUGGCUCAUUUGCGGAGGAUCCCCGUCGGACACGUAAGUUUGAGAAGUCGAGACAAAAGAACACACAAAAAGCCUUCAGAAGUUCAUCUUCAAACGCGGAUUGCGGAAAAGCGCAAGUUACCGGAGAGAUCGUGAGCUCGAACCACUACAGAAUCAAUGUCACGUUGAUUGCUGAAAGGUGCAAAGAUCUGGAAGUUGUUCUAAUGAACAGUGUCAUUGUAGAGAUCCAGUGAAGAACGCGAAAGUUGAAGCCACGUCGACAGUGUACGCAGUUGCUCACAUUGGACUGAAAGGAGGCAUCUUUCAGUACACAAAUGCUCUGAAGGUAUCCGCAUAGAAAACUUGGACCUAUUCCCUCAGCUGAUCCUCACAGAUUCUUGGAAAGCCGGAGCCGAAGCUCUCAUUCGACGAGGCGUUCUUCUGCUAUCGCGGCGCGACACUCGUCGACACUGACAAAUGCCGUAAGGAUCGUCGUCUGAGGGACUCUCCACUCUUGGACUCGGUCGACACGCCCAUCCCGUUGGCCAACUUACUCGCACUCUAAUCAACAGUCAACAGUCAGAUCUUAACUUAUUCCCCUCCUCCCGAGCUGAAUAACCCCGACUAUUUCCUGCAUGUUCAUGUAUAAACGCGUAAUAAACACAUUGUUGGAAAUGGGUAAUAUGCACUCGGGAUUCGUCAACUUUGUGUGUGUUUAGCUGAGAAAGGAAUCAGUCUAUACUUCUGAAAAUUGUUUUGGGAAGUCUACAUACCUAGAACUCUCUUUUUGCAGUUUUUGUGUAACCAGUCUUCGGACUUGGACUUUUUCUGGAACUAUACGACUUUUCCUGACUCAGCUGAACACCCUCAAAGUUGAUGGCUCCAUUCGCAACCUCCGUUCAGGUCUGUGUUUCCCUGGCACCUUCUACGACGAGUUCGACGAGAAGUGCCUUGUCUGUCCACGUGGCGAAUAUCAGGAUGAGCACGGGCGGACCAGUUGUAAGACGUGUCCGGACGCCACGACUACAGUGGGCACCGGCACGCCGAAGAAGGACCAGUGCAUACGUGGGCGUCUGAGCGCUUCUCCACAUUUCCAUCUGUUCUGUUUCAGACGUGUGUCCACCCGGAUACUUUUAUGACGUGGCGUCGAAAAUGUGCGAGACGUGUGGACUGCGUGGAUACCAGCCGAAUAGCGGCCAAGAUCGGUGCAUCGGGUGUCCGGAGGGGACCGUGCCGAUCUUUCAGAAUUCAACCUCGAUCGCUCAUUGUCUAGGUGGCUCAAAAUUGGCUGGCUCUCACUGAUUUAACGUUUUGCAGAUAAAUGCCGCGCUGGAAUGCAACGAUCUUCGGAUGGUUCAACGUGUGAGCCGUGUCCGAUCGGCUCGUUCAAAAGCGCCGACGACAUGGUGUGCAUGAUGUGUCCCACCGGAAGAACCACACUUUCAAAGGCUUCCAAAAGUUUGGCCGCAUGUCAUAUUAGUGAGUUCUACAGAUGAAGGAGCGGACGAGCUUGAGACUUUUCAGAAAUCUGCUUCCCUGGCACCAUUCUCGAUCACAGCUCGUUCAAGUGUGAGCCGUGCGACUUUGGCACCUACAUGGACGAGUACGACGGACGGAUUUGCAAGCCGUGCCCAGUUUCCACGACGACCUACCAGCAGGGGGCCAACAGUGCGAAGAUGUGCGAGUGGACGAAUCAGUGCAAAGCGUCAACGCACAACUGCCACUGGCUGGCCGCCUGCAUCGAUCUGCCCGACGAGAACCACAAGAAGAUGUACUCGUGCAAGUGCAAACCCGGAUUCGUCGGCAACGGAUUUCAUUGCGUCGACGCGUGCGAAGGAUUCUGUCUGAACGGUGGAUCGUGUCUGAAGACGGGCAGAGGAGAGACGAAGUGCAUUUGUGCGAGCGGAUUUGUGGGAAGGAGGUGUCAGAUGGCAGAGUGA